Homo sapiens (human) is the source of this 2492-nucleotide messenger RNA. It is a transcript of the gene GPBAR1, whose product is annotated as G protein-coupled bile acid receptor 1. The coding region runs from base 1356 to 2348 and encodes 330 amino acids. Lineage: Eukaryota; Metazoa; Chordata; Mammalia; Primates; Hominidae. The record is from RefSeq and is a predicted model, not a curated record. The transcript has 2 exons. Gene Ontology annotation, molecular function: G protein-coupled receptor activity. Gene Ontology annotation, cellular component: plasma membrane; membrane. Gene Ontology annotation, biological process: G protein-coupled receptor signaling pathway; positive regulation of cholangiocyte proliferation; positive regulation of ERK1 and ERK2 cascade.
CCCGACCAGAUCCCGUGGUUCUGAGGACCGGCCCUGGAACCCUGCGUCCUUCCGACCCACCAGCUCCCUCGAGGAUGGACUUGAGGCUGGAUGCUUUCCUCUUCCCACUUUUUGUCCCAACAGAAGUCCCUGAUCUCCAGGAUCCCUGACUGGCUGUGCAGAGCUGGCACAGCCACACUCCACGGGCUUCCAGCCCUUCAGGCCCAGCUCUCCCGGAGAGCACCAGAGUCCCUUUGCUCCAUUUACUUGCGCUCUUCAGCCAGCAAGUGUUUCCUAAUGUCUCACCCCCAGUCCCAGCUUUCCUGCUGCAAUUUCCGCCUGUUCCCUCCCAUUUCAGGCCUUAAGGGAGUGUGGCUGGGCUUCUCUCCUCCCCCUCACUCCAAAGCCGCACUUGAUACAAGGUGGAAAUCAAAGCACCACUUCUGGCUUCCCAGCCUUGAACUUGCCCUUCCCUCUCAAUGUAUCUGGUUUCCUCAGCUUCCCUGUGCAGCAAGAGUGUCACUCCCCUCUUGCUUUUCCCAAGCUCCCCAUGCGCCCCUCUCAGCAGAUCUGUCUUAGAGGGGCCAGGUGCAGAGAAAGGCAGAAAUCCUAAUAAUGUUCCCAGCGAUCGCUGCCUGUCGCGGAGUGCUGAAGGGCCAAGUGUUGAUCUGAGUCCUCAUCACACGGGACUUCAUUUAGUCUCACGAUAGCUCCCAGGAAGGACCCUGUUGCUAGUGUGGAGCAAAGACGAGUCAAGUUUAUGGGCUGGAAGUCCUACCCGGAGGCUGCUCACUGAGCUGUGAUGGCUACAAGGACAGAUGGGGGGAAGGGUGCAGGGUGCCCGAGACCUGGCCCGCUGGAGCCUGUCACCUAAUGGCUGGCUGGAAGACCACUACACACCAGCCAGCCCUGGUCCAUUCUCUCAUUUAGAGGCCUCCCCGGUGGAGGCAGGGAUACACAAAAUGCUUUGGGGCUGGAUGGGCCCGCCUUUCAGUCUAAACAAGAGACCUCAACACAGCUGCCCAGAAAAGGCAGAUACCAGAAAUGGAUAAAGCUGGCUGGGUGGGGACUGUCCGAAGGGCAGCCAGCAGUGAGCUCCGGCUGGUUGCUACCACACAGGACAUAUGUGUUGCCAGACCUGAAUUUUCAAUAGAAACCAAAGAUAGUUUUUUAUAUAAAUGUUUAAUUGGCAAUUAAUUGAAAAAUUCUGUGUAUCAGCGAACAUGAUACAGCCCACAGCCUGCGGGUCUGCGCCCCUGGAUUAACAUGCUGCCCUGCCAGGAGGACACGACCUGCAGCCCCAUCCUAACUCUGGCCACCCCAUCCUGCAGGCAUGCCGGCUGCCGCUCCAGGACUCCCCUGUCCCCAGGACCAAGAUGACGCCCAACAGCACUGGCGAGGUGCCCAGCCCCAUUCCCAAGGGGGCUUUGGGGCUCUCCCUGGCCCUGGCAAGCCUCAUCAUCACCGCGAACCUGCUCCUAGCCCUGGGCAUCGCCUGGGACCGCCGCCUGCGCAGCCCACCUGCUGGCUGCUUCUUCCUGAGCCUACUGCUGGCUGGGCUGCUCACGGGUCUGGCAUUGCCCACAUUGCCAGGGCUGUGGAACCAGAGUCGCCGGGGUUACUGGUCCUGCCUCCUCGUCUACUUGGCUCCCAACUUCUCCUUCCUCUCCCUGCUUGCCAACCUCUUGCUGGUGCACGGGGAGCGCUACAUGGCAGUCCUGAGGCCACUCCAGCCCCCUGGGAGCAUUCGGCUGGCCCUGCUCCUCACCUGGGCUGGUCCCCUGCUCUUUGCCAGUCUGCCCGCUCUGGGGUGGAACCACUGGACCCCUGGUGCCAACUGCAGCUCCCAGGCUAUCUUCCCAGCCCCCUACCUGUACCUCGAAGUCUAUGGGCUCCUGCUGCCCGCCGUGGGUGCUGCUGCCUUCCUCUCUGUCCGCGUGCUGGCCACUGCCCACCGCCAGCUGCAGGACAUCUGCCGGCUGGAGCGGGCAGUGUGCCGCGAUGAGCCCUCCGCCCUGGCCCGGGCCCUUACCUGGAGGCAGGCAAGGGCACAGGCUGGAGCCAUGCUGCUCUUCGGGCUGUGCUGGGGGCCCUACGUGGCCACACUGCUCCUCUCAGUCCUGGCCUAUGAGCAGCGCCCGCCACUGGGGCCUGGGACACUGUUGUCCCUCCUCUCCCUAGGAAGUGCCAGUGCAGCGGCAGUGCCCGUAGCCAUGGGGCUGGGCGAUCAGCGCUACACAGCCCCCUGGAGGGCAGCCGCCCAAAGGUGCCUGCAGGGGCUGUGGGGAAGAGCCUCCCGGGACAGUCCCGGCCCCAGCAUUGCCUACCACCCAAGCAGCCAAAGCAGUGUCGACCUGGACUUGAACUAAAGGAAGGGCCUCUGCUGACUCCUACCAGAGCAUCCGUCCAGCUCAGCCAUCCAGCCUGUCUCUACCGGGCCCCACUUCUCUGGAUCAGAGACCCUGCCUCUGUUUGACCCCGCACUGACUGAAUAAAGCUCCUCUGGCCGUUUA